CAUCGUGUGUUUACAUUACCGCAGAGCCCCACAGCUGAACAGCGUCUGCGACAUUGGCGAGCCGGCAGUCAGUGACGCGGCCGUGGCCAAGCAUCCUCGCGGCCGGAGCGCCAGCCAGCUGCUGCUCUGCGUUUGAAGGCCCGUCAUACCUGAAAGUAUCUACGAAGCUCUCCAGAUGGGCCCUGCCGACGUUCAGAUGAGCUCCACCAACUAGACAGCGUCGCCUCGAGCGAAGUGGAUCAGCUUCCACCGUUACCUAAGAAAAACGAAGGUCACACCAGGUGAUCCUGAGGACCCCUCCCAAGGCAACCUCACAGGCACCACCAGGUGGCCAGAGAGCUCUACCGGGACGACCUCACAGGCAUCACCAGGUGACCCGAGGAGCUCUGCUGAGGUGACCUCGAGAAGCUAUACCUAGGCGACCUCACAGGCACAACCAGGUGACCCUAGGGGCUCUACUGAGGUGACCUCGAGAAGCUCUACUGAGGCGACCCCGCAUCGCCGCAGUGACGUCAGGUGACCGGCCCAGGCCAGGUCGUGUGCCCCGGUGUGCCCAGACCCGGACAGUCCAUCGACGAUGCACGUUGUUGUGAUCGGCGCGGGCGUGAACGGAGUUGGGUCGGCGCUGGCCAUCCAGCAAGAGUUGCCCGAGGUCAAGGUCACCAUAGUCGCAUCAGCCUUCAGCCCGGACACGACCGGCGACGGUGCCGCCGGCCUCUGGGGUCCGCACCUGGUCGGCGGCGAUCCACAGCAGAUAGCCCGUUGGAGCCGGAGGACGCACGACCUUUUCCACCAGCUCUGGCGGGAGGGCGACUGUCCGGGCAUCGGCCUGUUCAGCGGCUCAGACGCGUCGCCUGAGCCCACUGCCCACGAUACCGUCCCCUUCUUCUGCGGCGAGCUCAGCAGCGACAAACACCCGCAGGUGGCGCUACAGUCGCAGAUGACGUCACCGUCACAGGUGGCGCCACAGUCGGGUGGGAAGCCGAACGCGAAGUCGCAGUCGCAGGUGGGGCCGCAAACGCUAGUGGCGCCACCAUCACCAGUGGAGCGCCACUGCCAGUAUGUCACGUUCUACGCCGAGCCCGCCAAACUGCUGCCGUUUCUCCUGGCACGCUUCCGAGAGCGGGGCGGCGCCACCGUCACUACCACUGUGACGGCUCUUGCCGAGCUGGCAGCUUAUGACGUCAUCGUCAACUGUAGCGGCCUGGGAGCACGCGAGCUGGUCGGCGACCUCGGCGUGUACCCGAUCCGAGGGCAGGUCGUCCGCGUGCGUGCCCCGGCCGUGAAGACGUUCCUCGGCACCGACACGCACUACGUGAUCCCGAACGACGACGUGGUGAUCCUGGGCGGGACGGCGCAGACCGACGAUUGGCGCCGGGCGCCGGACGCCGCCGACACGGCGCGCAUCCUGGCCGGGUGCUGCCGCCUGGUGCCGGCGCUGCGCGACGCGCCCGUGCUGCGCGUCUGGGCCGGACUGCGGCCGUACCGCGCGGGCGGGGUGCGGCUGGAGCUGGAGCGGCGCGCGCUGGCCGGCCGAUCCGUACCCGUCGUGCACAACUACGGCCACGGUGGGGCGGGGGUGACGCUGUUCUGGGGCUGCGCCCUGGACGUGGCGGUGCUGGUGGCGGCGGAGGUGCGCCGGCUCGGCCGCAGCAGGUUGUAAG
Molecule: messenger RNA, 1664 nt
Organism: Pollicipes pollicipes
Lineage: Eukaryota; Metazoa; Arthropoda; Thecostraca; Pollicipedomorpha; Pollicipedidae
Product: D-amino-acid oxidase
Exons: 2
Coding region: 578-1663 (361 amino acids)
Biological process (GO): D-amino acid catabolic process
Cellular component (GO): cytoplasm
Molecular function (GO): FAD binding; D-amino-acid oxidase activity
Source: RefSeq, a predicted model, not a curated record